AUGUCCAAUUUCCCAAAAUAUCCAGAUCUCGAUGGUAAAGUCGCCCUGAUUAUGGGGGUUGGCCAAACACACGUACCAGGCUCGGAGGCAUGGGGCAAUGGGGCAGCUAUCGCUCAAAGCCUCGCCCAAAAUGGUGUCCAAGUUUUCGGUUGCGAUGUGAAUCUCCAAGCAGCAGAGCGCACCGCUUCACGAAUCCACGCAGAAGGUGGAAAAUGUGACAUUGCCCAAGCCGAUGUGACGUCUGAAAAGGACGUCAGAAGGGUCGCGGACGCUGUGAUUUCGAAGUACGGGCGAAUCGAUAUCUUGAUCAAUAACGUGGGCGCCACAGUAGCUGGAGAUCCAGCCAGCAUGUCUGCCGAUGUAUGGGACAAACAAAUCGACCUUAAUCUGAGAAGCGUCUACUUAGCCUGCCAUGUAGUGCUUCCGAUAAUGGAAAAGCAAGGGUCGGGGUGUGUGGUUAACAAUGCCUCCAUUGCGGGCCUGAGGUACAUUGGAAAGCCACAGGUCGCGUAUUCUGCGGCAAAGGCUGCGGUGAUUCAGUUUACGAAGGUUACAGCGGUCAUGUAUGCACCAAAAGGUGUUCGAUUGAACACAGUAGUACCGGGCUUUAUCCACACACCUUUGGUCGAUAACUUCAAAUUCAACGGCCAGCAAGAAGUCUAUGAUAAGAUCACACAGCAGCCCGUCCCGUUGGGGCGCAUGGGAGAUGCGUUCGAUGUAGCCAGUUCUACCGUGUUUCUGGCUAGCGAUGCGGCCAAAUAUAUAACUGGACAGAUUUUGGUUGUGGACGGUGGAUUUACAAGUUCCGCUGCGUCUCUAUGA
This is a messenger RNA of Aspergillus caelatus, 822 nucleotides long. Its product is annotated as SDR family NAD(P)-dependent oxidoreductase. The transcript has a single exon. Lineage: Eukaryota; Fungi; Ascomycota; Eurotiomycetes; Eurotiales; Aspergillaceae. The record is from RefSeq and is a predicted model, not a curated record. Gene Ontology annotation, molecular function: oxidoreductase activity, acting on the CH-OH group of donors, NAD or NADP as acceptor. Bases 1 to 822 code for a protein of 273 amino acids.